AUGAUGAUGAGUAACGGCCGCAUUACACUUCCUAAGGGUUUCCGAUUCCAGCCCUCCGACGAGGAGCUGCUGAGUCAUUACUUGGAGAAGAAGAAUCAGCGCAAGGAUCCCCAAAUCGAGGCCAUCAUCCCUGAAAUCGAUGUGUGCAAGCACGAGCCCCGCGACUUACCAGCACUGGUGUUCACAAGGGCGGAAUUUCUGCAGAGGGAGUGGUUCACCAUGGCAGACUCUCCGGACAUGCAGUGGUACUUCUUCAGUCCGAGAGUUUUUAAACACAGCAAAUGCAAAAGCACUCGGUCCAACAGGACCACAGAGGAAGGCUCCUGGAAGAAGCAAGGCAGGGACCGCAGAAUCACUCGGACACGUUCUGAUAAGCAGAUCGGGGGGAAGAGGAUCUUGACCUUCUACCAAACUGGAGUGCAGAAAAAACAGAAGACUGACUGGGUUAUUCAUGAGUAUUAUCUCACUAAGGCCGAUUCUGAUGAGCAGAUCGGGGACUUUGUUCUCUGCCGCUUGAAGAAAAAGUUAGACAAGUCUGAUCAUGAUGAGCAGGAUGGUCCAUUCUGCAGUGGAGGAGAACCUAGUAGUGGUAGCUGCAGUAUGGCCUUCAAUGUUGAAAAUCAAGCAUCCAAACAGCUGGGAAAUGUUCUUUCGAUUUCUGUUGAAGGUCAAACUGAUAGCUGCAAUUCAUCUGAUUCCGAUAUGGUUGAAGAGCUACUUGAUGAGCCAGGAAAUCUGGACUCACUCUUUAAUCAACCUCCGCCACCUCAACUGCAGUCACCAAUAAAGCUGGGCAAUGUUUCACACACCACCAAUGUCCAUAUUGAUGAAUGUCGUAAGAGGAAAUAUCAAUUUAGGGAUAAUGACCCUUCUCCUACUAAAAAGAAUCAUAUUUCAACAAUUGAUGUUGACGAACUAGUUAGCAACACUACAUCUAAUUCUGAAAAUCAUGCUGCAGAUGCGAUUCCAAAGGUGAGAAUAAGCAUACUCUAUAACCCUUUCUUAUUUAAACAACUAAAUAUGCAGCACCACCAGAAUUGUAACCAAAUUUAA
Molecule: messenger RNA, 1053 nt
Organism: Rosa rugosa (rugosa rose)
Lineage: Eukaryota; Viridiplantae; Streptophyta; Magnoliopsida; Rosales; Rosaceae
Product: NAC domain-containing protein 83-like
Exons: 3
Coding region: 1-1053 (350 amino acids)
Biological process (GO): regulation of DNA-templated transcription
Molecular function (GO): DNA binding
Source: RefSeq, a predicted model, not a curated record